UGAGCAGUGCCGCGUGAAAGUCAAGGAGCUCAGACAAGCCUAUCAAAAAACAAAGGAGGCAAACGGUCGCUCCGGGUCAGAGCCGCGGACAUGCCGCUUCUACGCUGAGCUGCAUGCAAUUCUAGGGGGGGCUGCCAUCACUACCCCACCUGUGAUCGUGGAUUCUGGGUCGGGGAUAGUCUCAUCAGCGACGCCUGAGGAUUCUGCCGAUGGGGGAGAGGAGGAGGAGGAGGAUGAGGAUGAGCUUGCAGAGAGCACACAGCACUCCGUUCUCCCCAACAGCCAGGAUCUUUUUCUCACCCUGACUGAAGUACCCUCCCAAGCCUCCCAAGACUCUGACCCCAUGGAAGGGACCUCAGCAGCUGCAAAUUCCUCAAGCCUCCCUCCUCCAUCCCGAAGGUUAUCACAGAUAAGGCGUCGUAAGAAGAGAACGCGAGACGAGAUGUUUUCUGAAAUUAUGGAAUCCAGCCGCAGUGACAGAGCUCAUCUGAAUGAGUGGAAGGAAACAGUUUCAAAGUAUAGGAAAGAAGCCAGUGAACGUGAGGAGAGGAGGGACCAACGUGAGGAGAGGAGGGACCAACGUGAGGAGAGGAGGGACGCUCGAGAUGAGAGGUGGCGGCAGGAAGACCAGAGGAGGCAGGAUGCAACUCUGGGGCUGCUGCGUGAGCAAACAGACAUGCUCCGGCGUCUGGUGGAGCUUCAGGAACGGCUGCUGGAAAACAGACUGCCGCUUCAGCCCCUGUUCCACCCUCCCCAUGUUCCGUAUCCUCCUCACCCAGACGUGUAAGAACACGGGGGGGGGGGGGGGAGGAGGCUCCGUACACCUUCCCAUUCCACCCCAGUAGACAGCCCAAGCAAAAGGCUGUCAUUUUUUUAACCUUUUCUUUGUGGCUUUUUCCUUCCCAGCAAUCCUCCUCCCAAAUACCACCCAGGUUCCCUCCCUC
Messenger RNA from Malaclemys terrapin pileata, 944 nucleotides. RefSeq names its product GRB10-interacting GYF protein 2-like. Lineage: Eukaryota; Metazoa; Chordata; Testudines; Emydidae. The transcript has 2 exons. Bases 344 to 787 code for a protein of 147 amino acids. The record is from RefSeq and is a predicted model, not a curated record.